GUAGAGAGGGAGGAUGUGGGCGGUGGACGGAGACCGUCGUCACGUCUGUCCAGCACCGGGCUGCAGCCUGUUGAUGUGGAUGUGAGAACUGCAGCAUUGAUUUAGGUCACAUUUGGAUUUGACUCGUCUGCUGGCCGCUGCGUCAUGUCCUCCUCCCGCUGCCCAUCGCAGACAGACGCAGGUCGGUGUUUGGAACAGCGGCGGAGCCACAUCCAGCCCGCCCACUGCUGACAGCGACACACAGGGGAGAGGUAACGGAACGCACCGUGAGGCUCCGGGCGCAGCGGUGCUCCGGUGCUCGGGGUGGAAGCGGGCCUCUGGAUGUGGAGGGGACGGCGGCGUGUGGAUGCAGCAGCGGUAGAUGAUCCACAGCAGGACUGUGGCAGAUAGACUAACCAGCAGCAGUCUCCGUUAGAGCCCCAGAAGAGUGAUAUGGCUUCCUGAUGCCUCUGUCCAACCAUCAUGCAGUGUUCCUGGAAGUUCAUGGUGCUGCUAGCAUUAGCCUCCAUAGCCAUCCAGUACACUGCCAUCCGCACCUUCUCCACCAGCCGUCUGGGCCUGCUGUGCUCUGUGGGCUUGGCACCCACAGGACACGCCGUCAACUGCAGCCCCAAAGAUCUGGCACGAGUGACCCAGCAGACGCUUGAGGGUUAUGGCUGUGAUGGCCUUUUCUCCCGCAACUCUUCCUCCCGCUCUUUCCCCCUCCCAACUUAUGAUACCAAAAAGAGAACCCACAUCCUCAUUCUGGCCACCACACGGAGUGGAUCUUCAUUUGUGGGUCAGCUUUUUAACCAGCAUCCAGAGGUCUUCUACUUGUUUGAACCUUUGUACCAUGUCCAGUUGGCACUGCUUCCUCGGCUGGCGCAGAGUCGAAACCUGGCUGAAAGGAGGGCGAUGCUGGGAGCUGCCAGAGACCUGUUGAGGUCACUGUACCACUGUCACCUUAACAGCCUAGAAAGUUAUAUACAACCCCGUCCUGCGAAGCACUCUACUGAUAAGCUGUUCAGACGAGGAGCUAGCCGCUCUCUGUGCUCCCCUCCUGUAUGUGAGGCUUCUCUGGACCCAAAGGAGCAGAGCCUGGUGCUGGCUGAUGAGGGGGAGUGUGUGAGGAAGUGUGGGCCACUCAACGUGUCACUGGCUGCCGAUGCCUGUCGAGCAAAGCGCCAUGCAGCUAUUAAGACAGUCCGGAUUUCACAAAUCACUGAUCUCAGAGCACUGAUCGAAGACCCAAGACUCAACCUGAAGGUAGUCCAACUUGUUCGAGAUCCACGUGGCAUCCUGGCCUCUCGUAUUGAGACAUUUCGAGAUACUUACCGGCUGUGGCGCCUGUGGAGAGCUACUGGACGUCGACCCCACAACCUGGACCUAGGGCAGAUCAAUACAGUGUGUGAGGAUUUCCUCCGCUCUGUGUCAACAGGCCUGGCCAGACCCGCUUGGCUCAAAGGGAGGUACAUGCUGCUCAGGUAUGAAGACUUGGCCAGGUUUCCACUUGAAAAGACCAGGGAGCUCUACAGCUUCCUUGGUCUGGUUCUGGAUCACAGUGUGGAAGACUGGAUCAUCAACAACACCCAUGGCAGCAGUGACCUGUCAUCCCGGCAGAAGUUCACCACAGUUAGGGACUCUGCAGCAAAUGCAGAGAACUGGAGAGUCAAGUUAUCCUUCGACAUGGUGGUUUAUACCCAGACUGCCUGUCAACCACUUCUGGGGCUCCUUGGAUACAAGACAGUAUUCCAUCCCAGAGAACUGAGAAACCUCUCACAUUCUUUAGUGCAGGACAGGAGGUUCCUCCCAUUUUAUUAAACUCAUGGCAACAUAAUGUAGUGUGGGUUGAAGAAACCACCAAGACUGGAUAGUACUGUAGUUUAUGGAACAGAGCUAUGUAAUCAAAGCUGUGAUCUGAUAUUCUCUGUUUGUGGUAGAGAAAUCAGUUUAAAAUUAAAAUUUACUAUGAAAAAUUCUCAAACAAUCAGAAAUCCUCCCUGGCAUCAGUGUUAGCUGGGGACCUGAGGUGGUCAGACGUAAUGUUCUUACUUAAUUUAUUUUUAAUUUUAUUUAUCUUGUUCAUUUACCUCCUGACCAAACAACUGCCUCAUUUUCAGGCCUUUAACCCAUGUACCAUUUGUCUUAUUUAAGCCACAUUAUGGCAAUAAAUAUAGUACAAAUGGGUCACUGAAAUGCUUGGUUUUGUCAUUUAUGAAAUGAUUAGUCACGUUUCUUAGUGCAGAUUUAUUUUAAGGUUUUUGUCUUGUCUCGCACACAGUCUGCUUUAACUUCUCAUAGAGUGGCAUUUCCUGUGCUUGUGGCUAUUGCAACAUGGUUAUAGGGCAAAGCAUGCCUUAUUCCACUGUUUUGUCAUGGAUGAGGGUUGAGGGCUCUCCUAUCAACCUUCUCUGGGGCCUGGUAAUUGAUGCAUUUUAGGCUGUUGUUCCUUAUGAUACGCAGACUGAAUGGCUUUGCACUUGAUGCUAUGAUUUCGUUCUCGUAUUGAAAGAAAUGAAUGUGUAAUACACAGUGUUUUAUAGUACAAGGUCACUAAGAACCCAAGGGUUGUGAAAUCUAAUGUUUAAAUCAAACUUUGUUAAUCAUGUUUAAGCUAUUUAUGCAGAAGUAAAGUACAAUUGAAGUUUGAUCAUUUGUUAUACACAACACCAUGGUGAUGCUGUUUAUUGGUACUGCUAUGCCAGUUUUUUUCUUCUUUAUGUCUGUGUGCUGAAAAAAAAACAAACAAACUCCUAACCAAAUUAUUAUUUAUGUCAUAAUAACAUAUUUUCACCCAGUAAUGACCUGUUCCUCGGUAGUGAAACAAAUUACAUUAACAUAACAAGUGACUAAAAUACACUGUAUCACUAUACAUUAAGUAAAAUGUUUUCAUAUGUAACACUGUUUUACUGUAUCUAUAGACUUCCUCUUACUUACACAAACUGAUUCAUGAAAGCAAACUGUAUUUUUGCAACUUUAGAAUUUUAAUAUGUUAAUUUAUAAAGAAAAAAGAAUGCAAAACUUGCCAAACUGUCAUGUCAACCCGUGAGCAUAGUCUAAAUACCAUUCCUCCAUUUGACUGACAAUUAUUUCAUUGUUCAAAUGACCUUAAUUCAUGUGAAAAGCUGUGGUUUGUUGUUCAACUAUACAUUUUUUAAAAAAUAUUUAUAUUUGUUUCUAAUUAAACAUGUUUGGAUUUCCUAA
This is a messenger RNA of Amphiprion ocellaris (clown anemonefish), 3183 nucleotides long. Its product is annotated as carbohydrate sulfotransferase 1-like. The record is from RefSeq and is a predicted model, not a curated record. The coding region runs from base 463 to 1800 and encodes 445 amino acids. Gene Ontology annotation, molecular function: keratan sulfotransferase activity; N-acetylglucosamine 6-O-sulfotransferase activity. Gene Ontology annotation, biological process: N-acetylglucosamine metabolic process; keratan sulfate proteoglycan metabolic process; carbohydrate metabolic process. Gene Ontology annotation, cellular component: Golgi membrane. The transcript has 6 exons. NCBI's taxonomy places the organism in Eukaryota, Metazoa, Chordata, Actinopteri, Pomacentridae.